Messenger RNA from Mesorhabditis belari, 2574 nucleotides. Lineage: Eukaryota; Metazoa; Nematoda; Chromadorea; Rhabditida; Rhabditidae. The record is from the annotation of a GenBank genome assembly.
AUGCUGGAAUGGCGAGGAGUGACAUCAGCGAGUCGUGUUUACGGGAACGCGAGUUAUGAAAUCUCGGACGACCUUCAACGGCGGACAACUGCAGUACUUGAAAGGCGGUACGAUGGUCGGGAUCGGGCUCACCGUGCCGCUACGAUAAUUCAACGCGCCUACAGACACUACAAGAUGAGUUCGAGGUUUAAGCAGAUGACCGGUGAACAUUCCCAAGGAGCGAGUUCGCAUUCCAAUGGUUUCACUACUCCCGAUCGUACAAGAUAUGCACCAACGACAUCGUUGAGCGCCCAAUUGCGAGCCGAUCGAACUACUCAUUCAAUGGUUAAUGAUCGAUCACGAACUCGAAGUCCUCCAUCUCCGUCACCGAGAGGCCGACAGGAGUACAGUAUGAUUGAUUCAUUGAUGUCUCCGCGAUUGACUUCUCGUCGAGUUCCACAAUCAAUGUCAUCUCAUCCACUACAUCCAUCAGCGCACAGUUCGUCAGGCAUUCAACCGACGCAUUAUUCGGCGUCCACUAUUUCAAUGUCACCAUCGACGAUUCAUUCCACUUCUUCAUCCGUCUCACAGGAUCAUCCACUUCAGAAUGGCUACAUUCCACCACAUGUACAGAAUGCCUAUCAACAAAAUGUCUGGGUGCAAAGAGGCAAUGGAGCUUUUCAUCAAUCGGCCAUGCAUUGCAACAGUUUGCCCCGAUUGGAGAAGAAACAUAGGAAGCAGCGACCCGAAGAACCAAUCUGCACUCCGAGAAGAUUGAGUGAACUUGAACGCAAGAGACAGUACCGAAUAGCCCUUAACUUUUUCAAUAAGAAACCAGAGCGAGGAAUUCAACUCUUGAUUGCCUGGGAGUUUGUCGAUGAAAGCGCGGAAAGUGUAGCAAAGUUGUUAUUUGGCCGUCGCGUGGACAUCCGUGGUCUGGACGUCGACGUGGCGUUGCGAAAGUGCAAUCACUUUUUUCGAUUGCCCGGAGAAAGUCAAAAGAUUGAGCACAUCAUGGAGAACUUUUCUUUGCACUACGCCCGAUCGAAUCCAGCUCGUGCUUUGCAAUUUCAUGGAGGCCACAAGACGGUGUUCAUUUUGUCCUACGCUAUUAUCAUGUUGAACACGGACUUGCAUAAUAAGAACGUGAAACAGUCGGAAAGGAUGAAAAAGGACCAAUUUAUUAACAACUUGAGAGGAAUCGAUGAAGGAGGGAAUAUUGACAGAGACAUGUUGGGGGCGAUUUAUGAUCGAAUCAAAGAAGAGGCUUUUCAACCAGGAGAUGAUCACGUAGCACAAGUGGCAAGAGUGGAGAGCGCUAUUCUUGGACAAGGAAAACCGCGUCUUUCCGAAUCCCAUCGAAGAUUGGUUUGCUACUGUCGACUUAACCAGAUUGUUGACAUAUCAAAAAAGCAACCAUCAACAAGCCACGAAAGAGAUGUGUUUUUGUUUAACGAUAUGAUUGUGAUAACAAAAGCUUCCGGAGUUCGUCGGCAUUCACCAUCACAACAAUACACCCUCCGGGCUCAUUCAUCACUUUUUGGAGCUCGAGUUGAGACCUUUUCUCGUGGAACUUAUGACUUCGGGAUUCGAUUGACUACUCCAGAUCAUCAAACUUUGGAUUUUAAUGCAAGAAAUCACGACGAUCGUUGCCGUUUUGUUGCUGAUGUCGGUGAAUCAAUUCUCGAAUGUCACGGAAUGGAAUCUGUGCGAAUUGAGUUGGAGAUGGAGAGAAUAUCGCUGCGUACGGACUCUCAACGGGACUCUGGUCUUCCGGACGGUGAAGGGGACGAUGAUGGAGAUAGAACGACAACGAUGCUACCCUCGGAAAGUGAUGCCUCGGAGAGUGGCCCGUCGAAGUUGUCGAAGAUGGCCGCGCUUUUGAACAGGAAUCGAAAAACGCAAAUUAAAGAGACACAGGUUGGAGAAACGAGCAGCGCAAAGAGUGAAAUCACGCCCGAGAUGCGAGCCUCGUCAUUGGGAACUUUUUGGGGCCCGGGAAAAACGGGUGACUCUUCGAAUGGAAAGCAAAGUGGUGGGAAAUCGACAAAUGUGGAAGAAGAAUCGGAGAUCGAUCGAGAAAUUCGUGAGCGCCGAGAAGCGCUUUUGGGGGAACGAAUAAAACGAGCUAAAGCUGCGAUCUUGCGAGAAGCGGAGCGUGAGAAAAGCAAUGGACGACUUGAGACGAGACCCAUUGCGAACAAGGAGUUUCUCUCACGAACUCUCGACUCAAUCGUUUCCAGUGAUCGACGAGAAGAAAAACGACGCGAACGAGCACAAGAGGCACAUCAUCAGAGGGAACGCGAAAAGGAACAAGAAGUUCUGCAACGUUUACGCGAUCGCGAAAGGAGGGAAGCUAGAAGAGAUGAACGAAAAACGAGGGACACUUCAAAGGAGAAGCGGCAGAAAGGGGAGCCAAGAUCACCGAGCCGGAGUCGAAGCAUCGAAAUUAUCGAUGUCUCAUCGAAGAGCGUGAAAGAAAAGAAGAAGAAAGAAGAAAAACAAAAGAAGAAGGAUCGAAAUCGCAAAAACCGAAGCGGAAGUCGACAGGAUUCAAAGAAGAAGCACAUAAAAGAAAAAACGAAACACGAAGAC